CGUUGCUUGUCAUUAGGUUCUCGUUCGGAGCUACAGGCAGAACACACUCAGCUCUCACCCGGAACCGACCCCAAAUCCAGAUCUCCAGAUCCAGUCCUAGCAAUGGCCGACGGCUUUAAGAAGUACUUCAAUGGUACAACCAUCAAUGGACGCGCUAACGUGGCAAAGGCCACAUACGCCACGUUGGCCCUGUUGUUCAUCGUGUACAAGCUGCGCCGCGGAUCCGGCAAGUCCGGCGAGUUGGCCAGCGGCAAGUGCAGCUGCGAAUCGGACCACGAGUCGUCCCUCAAUGGCGACAUAGGCGUCUACGGCGCGGAUCCCGACUGCUCCGUCUGCCGGGAGCGAUCGGAGCGGGCAAUGACCGAAUUCGAUCGCGAGCAGCAACGCCGGUCGGCGGGCGAGGAUGGCAAUGGUUGUCGCGACGAUCCGCCGCCGCCACCACCUCCACCCGCAUCGGGAGGAUCCGGCUCUGCUCCGCGCCGCAAGUGUCCCUGCGAGGAGCCGCAGCGGCGGGCGGAGGGAGCCGUGAAGCAUAGCAGCCACAGCAGCUGGGCGCGAGGUCAGCAGAUUCAGCCGCCCAACCAGUAUCAACAGUACGCACAGCCCGAGGCGGAGCAAGUGCGUCCGGCUAGCCAAGUGAUGGGUCAGGUGCACGACGCCUUCUACAGGGUGCUGCGAGGAGUCGUGGGAGCCGUUUUGGGCAAUGCGGCGGUCAGCACCAGCGGCACCGCUUCCGAUUCCCCUGCUCAGGCAGCCGCAGUGGAAGUCUCGCGGGAUGAGCUGGAGGAGGAUGAGCGUGACGACGGUCAGGAUGAUGAGACGCCGUUGAAACGCCGCACGGCACCGCGCUCUUGCGUGCCCAACGGCGGCCAAGAGAACACCUCGGGACAGCCGGAGGAACUGGGCCGGGAACAGGCCGACGACCAGCCGCAGGCGGAGGAACAGGCGGAGUACAGCGCCUUCAGCGAUGGCUUCGCUUCCGGCAUGUACUUUACCAGCGAUGAAAAGUAAUAGGCCUAUGCUUUUGAGAUCUGCUAAAUUUUUAGUCUAAAAUAAAUACGAAGAACUCCUUUA
Drosophila simulans is the source of this 1074-nucleotide messenger RNA. RefSeq lists its product as uncharacterized. The record is from RefSeq and is a predicted model, not a curated record. The transcript has 2 exons. NCBI's taxonomy places the organism in Eukaryota, Metazoa, Arthropoda, Insecta, Diptera, Drosophilidae. Bases 103 to 1011 code for a protein of 302 amino acids.